AUGCUGAUCGAAAACCUCAGUCUGACUUGGGAUGGACUCGGGUCACACCGGCAGCUCGCGUGUUGUCACUGUUACUGUGGGAUACCAGUGCACCAAAAGGACAUAUUGGUUUACAGUCAUACAGACACUGACCUCAAGCCCCUGCUGCUUACUGGGCACCAUGGUGAGAUAGGCGCCAUGGCUUUUGGAAAAGGAAGCAGAACUGUUCUCCUCUGCUCCGCCUCUGCUGAUUAUAUCAUCGUCUGGGAUGUGGAGCACUGCCAGAAGAGAGUGAAUGAGGGUAAAGUUGCAGCUGGAGUAUUAAUUGGGUCUUUACUUGGUGAAGUCGUCCAUCUUUCCUUCUGUUUCUCUGAUGAACGAGUGGCCGCAUGUUCAGGGGGCACUGUGUAUAUCCUCAGCUCAAAGAGAAAUGAAGUUAUUUCUACCUUGACCGGCCACUUGGGACCUUUAACAUCAGCCGAGUUUUGUCCCUGGAAUAAAGACAUUCUCAUCACCACAUCAGAAGACCGCACUUUUAAAGUGUGGGAUUUAAGAACUGAAGCUGUUUGCUACCAGUCUUUUGUGCUUUCAGCCUCUCCUCUGAUCAGUUCAUGCUUUGUAAAGGAGACCAGGCAGCUUAUCACUGGUUCAACUGAUGGACAGGUUUGGAGCUUUUCCCUCAAUGACGACCACAAGUGUCACCUGGUGACCAAAAUGGAUCUUCAGAAGAUGGAAAGAAGACAUCACACGCACCAAGAGACUGUGAGACAGGAAGCAGUGGGUGCAGAGCAAUCAGAUGAAGAUAACGUGGAAACUGCAAAGCCAGUCAUCAAUAUGGCUUCAUGUGGCUCAUUUACUGACACUGGUAACGAGCAGCAAAGGGACAACAGCUUUUUAUGCAUUGGAAGCUCUGAUGGCCUUUAUGUGGUAGACCUGGCUACUUCUGAACUCCUAACAGUGCUGUAUUUCAAAGAUGCCCCCAACCUGAGCAUCGCGCUGGCGAGGUCGUGGUCAAUCUCUACGGGACAGAAUAACUCUAUGGUGUUCUUAGUGACCUCUCUGUUUACUCCAAGUGUGGCGCUGUUGGACUUGAAUCUUAGUGACCUGGAGAUGAUCGGGGCUCGUGGUGAAGGCUUGUCAGUGUUCCCGAGCUCUCCGCCGCUGCCUGACUCUCCUCUGAACGCUCAGUUUAGGAAGAAGGAACCCAGUCUUCCUAAAAAGAAAGGAGGAACAAAGGAUCAGCCUCUGGUUUACCACACAAAAGUGAAGUCGUCUGGAUACACCACUACCCCACGAAGGAAUAUGUUCUCACCUAAAACAAAUAUUCAGAAGAAUCCUUCCUCUUAUAAGGCUAAAACAAAUACAGGUUUACUUCUCAGAGAUUAUCCAGCAGACAAGGCAGCACCUACGAUACCACACAGUCAUCUCAGUGUUACUGACAAACCAGUCAACUGCCUCCACUAUUCAGGUGACGGAAAACAGAUCUUGUGUGGUCUUGGCGACAGCUCAGUGCUACUGUACAAGUCAUCCCUCACCGGCGAUCCAGCUGUCUACACAGGCCAUGAUAAACCAGUGAGCAGCGUCAGCUGGAGCCUCAGCAGACAGUGCUGGUUGAGUGCGUCAGAAGACCGGUCAAUUCGAAUCUGGGCCAAUGGCAGCAAAGAACCUGCUAUUAUCAUGGGUAACAACUCGAUCUCCAAGCCCAUACGAGGUGCUCAGUUUUACUACCUCGACAAAUUCCUGCUCUUUGCAUCAGGACCCUCUCUGUACCUGUACCUGUAUGACGUGGACACCACGCACGACAACAUAAAGAGAUAUCAGCAGCGGAGUGCCGUCAAAUUGGCCAAGUGCCUUACAACGACAUCAUCAACAGACAUCACAGCCUUCUCUACAGUCAAUGAUUUCCUCUCUUAUAUCGUCCUGCUGUGUGGCUCGGAUCGAUCCAUUCAGGUGUUUGACAUGAACAGGAGCACAGUUGUCUCACAGCUGCCCGACGCCCACAACAGAGCGGCCCACUGCAUUACACAGAACAAGGGCUCCAUGUUCAGCACACAGACACCAGACUCAUACAACCUCUUUCUGACCAGUGCAGUCACAGAUGGCGUGAAGAUUUGGGACCUCCGCUCACUCAGAUGUGUCCGCCGUUAUGAGAACCACGUGAAUCGCUGCCUUCCAUGCUCCUCGGCCAUCUCGCCAUGUGGCCGCUUCAUCGCGACAGGCUCCGAGGAUAACUCUGCCUACGUGUAUGACAUCCGAAGCAGCAGCGUCCUCCACAAACUCCAAAAACACUCAGACACGGUGCUCACUGUGACGUUUAACCCGGCCAAACCAGAGCUGCUGACUGGGACCCUGGAUGGGAAGCUGAGACUGUUUCAGCCCAGUUGUGGGGCCAGUCUGUCUCAUGACACCAGUGCUGCUGUGCAUGGUAUCCCCUACAUGACUGGGUAAUUACAGAAGGCUGCUGCAAGGACCAUGCAGGUUUGGUUAAAGUCGGUCCAACCCCCUGGCUUGGAUUUCACAGGGAAAGGAGACACACAGGACACACAGGACCUUUGUUUGUUUGCUAUUUGACCAAUAUUAAAAAAAUAGGUACAACUUUAAAAAGUCUUAAAAAAAGAGCGCCCCUCCCCCCCCUUUUCAGCUCGCUCAUCUUUGUUCAACUUCCAGUGUGUGCAUCAUCUGAACACUUUUGACUGGGAUCCGAAGGGAUGUCAGUGUUUUGAUUAAGUACCUUUUCACCAAUUUCAUUCAGCCACAUUAUCGUGAUGAAACAUUUAGUCAAUUGCAGAUGAAUACACUUAAUGUAUGGUCACGAAUCAGAUUUAGUUUGUUCAGUAUGUGGAACAUAUUGUACUUCUAUAUCACUGCAUGUGAACAGUACUUAGCAGAUCGGCACACAACGCAAUGACAUCAACUGGGUGCAACCAUUUAGGCUGCCAGACACACAGACGUUACUACUGUUCACACUGACACACCCGUCCUCGUUGUUUGAGCUCUACUGUAAGUCCUCUCUGUCUUCUCUGCAAAAUGUCCCCUAACUGAAAAAGAAAAAAAUCAAAUAUAAAUAUUGACACUGUGAAAUGAAAGAUUUA
Molecule: messenger RNA, 3071 nt
Organism: Platichthys flesus (European flounder)
Lineage: Eukaryota; Metazoa; Chordata; Actinopteri; Pleuronectiformes; Pleuronectidae
Gene: wdr27
Product: WD repeat domain 27
Exons: 24
Coding region: 1-2427 (808 amino acids)
Molecular function (GO): protein binding
Source: RefSeq, a predicted model, not a curated record